UUUGAAAGUAAUCUGAAUUAUGAAGAACAGACAGAAUUUGAAAUGUUAAAGAAAUAUUGCUUUAUCCCAUACAACGUUAUCUUACGUUUCGAUCAUUCAUAUGAAAUGGAAUCAGUUCUUCCAUCUGUGGAUCGAGAACUUGGAAAUGUGGAAGUUAGACAGAAUGAUAUACAUGUGGCAGUAGAAAUUACUCGUUCUGCAUUGCCUGCAAUUGAAUAUUAUCCUUUGUCUGAUGUGAUACUUGAUUAUUUACCCUAUUUGUGUGCAAUUAACAAAGCAUCUCGAGCCAAAAUACUUUCAUCUCGUCGUGCGGUGCACUACUUUGAUGAAUAUCAUGGCAGCAUGAAAAUAGAUCCCACUGGUACUAUGAAAAUUGCUCUGCUUGAUUACACGCUGUUAAACUGA
Thelazia callipaeda (thelaziosis nematode) is the source of this 405-nucleotide messenger RNA. NCBI's taxonomy places the organism in Eukaryota, Metazoa, Nematoda, Chromadorea, Rhabditida, Thelaziidae. The record is from the annotation of a GenBank genome assembly.